GUCAGUGCUGCUAGCGGAAUAUUUAGUACGGAUAUGAAAUCGUGUGUCUUUUUUUAAUCCUUCUUCAAAACGACAAUCUGACAAAAGUUUCCGUCGCUAUUGGGGCUUGUCCGGACGGGACAGAGAAGUCAGGUUCGGCCCCCGGGAGCCGUGUAGAGGCUCGGUAACAUGGGCCUGUUGGCUAGAGUACGGAAAGAAUGGUUUAUUAUCGGUAUAGUGGCAGCAAUCGUGUCCGCGAAACUACAGCCUGCAGUUGGACUGAAAGGAGGUCCACUGAGACCAGAGUUCACAAUCACCUAUGUUGCGGUGUCAGCCAUUUUCUUCAACAGUGGCCUGUCAUUAAAAACAGAGGAGUUGACCAGUGCCCUCCUCCAUGUGAAGCUGCAUCUGUUUGUCCAGUCCUUCACCCUGGUCUUCUUCCCUGUUGCCAUGUGGCUCUGUAUCAAACUACUGGCUCUUACCUCAAUCAACACUUGGCUACUCCGAGGGUUACAGACGGUGGGAUGUAUGCCCCCUCCAGUCUCCUCUGCUGUCAUACUCACCAAAGCUGUGGGGGGGAACGAGGCUGCCGCCAUCUUUAACUCUGCCUUCGGAAGCUUCCUGGGAAUAAUAGUGACACCACUGCUACUGUUACUGUUUCUGGGCUCGUCGUCCUCUGUCCCUUUCUCCUCCAUCUUCUCUCAGCUCUUCAUGACGGUGGUCGUUCCUCUCAUCCUAGGACAGGUGUCCCGGCGGUUCCUGAGAGACUGGCUCGAGAGGAGGAAACCUCCGUUUGGAGCCAUCAGUUCUUUGGUUCUCCUGAUGAUCAUUUACACCACCUUCUGUGAGACCUUCUCUAACCCGGAUAUUGAACUGGACCACCUCAGCCUGCUGCUCAUCACCUUCAUCAUAUUCUGCAUCCAGCUGAGCUUCAUGCUGUUGACGUUUGUCUUCUCCACACAGAAACGGUCUGGUUUUACUCCAGCUGACACAGUAGCUAUCAUGUUCUGUGCUACACACAAAUCUCUCACCCUGGGUAUACCCAUGUUAAAGAUCGUUUUUGAGGGGUAUGAGCAUCUCUCUCUGAUCUCCGUCCCUCUCCUCAUCUAUCACCCUGCUCAGAUCCUACUGGGUUCAAUACUGGUACCCACCAUCAAGAGCUGGAUGAACAGCAGACAAAAGCCUAGUAUUUUAUUGCAUUGAUACCUACCUGUCUGGUCUGUGGAGUGAAGUUGACCGACCUACAGCCCAUCUGAAGUGGACUCUCCCCAGUGUGUACACUCAUUCACUCCCCCUCAUGGGGAGUAUCCUUUAAACUGUGACAGAAGGGACUACUUCCUUCCUCUUUAUGUAUCCCUCUGGUGGAAGGAUACAUACAGAAACACAAGUGCCUCGUCACAACCACGUGACUCGUGAACACGUAGUCCUGAGCUUAACGGUUGUGAUGGUUACCAUGACAAAACUUGUAUGAUUUUAAUUCGAUGGUUUACUUUUAUACGGACAUAGAAGUCUCUAUUUUUGUAUCCCCCAUGAAGACGGUGUCCACUUCCUGUGAGACAAGAAGUACUACUGAUCGUCAUCAGGAAGUGAAUUCUGAGACGCCGCCUCCUGCCAUGGACCGGCUGGGGCUUUGUCCUCUUUCUAACUAUCUUUCUGGGGAUGUUACAUUCUCUUUGUUAUUAACAUCUUGGAUGUUACAUUCUCUUUGUUAUUAUCAUCUUUGAUGUUACAAGACUCUUUUCUGACAAUCAGUUUAUUAUGGUUUUGAACAAUGACUAGUUUACUGAUAAUUUCUAAUGCUUGUUUAGACUUUUGCCGGGGGGGAGGGGUUAUAUAUAUAUAUAUAUUUUUAAAACAUUAUUACCAUAGUUGAAGGACAGACACCUGGUGAUGUCUCCCUGUCUGUAUUCUAGGGGAGGAUAACGUGAAGUGUCUGAAUUGCCAUCCUAUUUACUGUUAAAGUGCACUACAUUUGACCAAGGCCCGGCCAUCGGUAGCACACUACAUAGAGAAUAGGGUGCCAUUUCAGACACUGAAUAAACUCCGGUGGGGGGUGGGGGGGGGGGGGUCU
Molecule: messenger RNA, 2050 nt
Organism: Oncorhynchus gorbuscha (pink salmon)
Lineage: Eukaryota; Metazoa; Chordata; Actinopteri; Salmoniformes; Salmonidae
Gene: slc10a7
Product: solute carrier family 10 member 7
Exons: 13
Coding region: 169-1182 (337 amino acids)
Cellular component (GO): plasma membrane
Source: RefSeq, a predicted model, not a curated record